CGCGGGCAAGCACGGCCCGGGCCGGUGCUCCGAGGCCCGCCCGGGAGGGCUGGGGCCGCGCUCAGAAUUUUUAUUUGGACUACCUUGAAAUAUAGUUCCUAAAAAUGCCAGCUUACGUGGAUGUAGAGAAUGACCUGGAUAAAUGAUAAAAAUUAAAAAAGAUAUUUUGGUUUUCUUUUUGUCCACUUGGCACUUGCUUCUGGAAUAAUAUUUACCAUGGUUUUGGAUGACCUUCCAAACUUAGAAGACAUCUAUACUUCCUUGUGUUCAUCAACAAUGGAAGACUCAGAGAUGGAUUUUGACUCUGGACUAGAAGAUGAUGACACAAAAAGUGAUAGUAUUUUGGAGGAUUCCACAAUCUUUGUGGCCUUCAAAGGAAAUAUAGAUGAUAAAGACUUCAAAUGGAAAUUGGACACAAUAUUGGAGAAUGUGCCCAAUUUGUUACACAUGGAAUCCAGCAAGCUAAAGGUACAGAAGGUGGAGCCCUGGAAUAGUGUGCGUGUGACAUUCAACAUCCCCCGAGAAGCAGCGGAGCGGCUACGGACCCUGGCUCAGAGCAACAACCAGCAGCUUCGGGAUCUGGGGAUUCUCUCCGUUCAGAUUGAAGGGGAAGGUGCUAUCAACCUGGCUUUGGCUCAGAACCAAAGCCAAGAUGUGAGAAUGAAUGGACCCAUGGGAGCUGGAAAUUCAGUUAGGAUGGAGCCAGGAUUUCCUAUGGCAAGUGGUCCAGGAUUAAUAAGAAUGACCAACCCGGCCACUGUUAUGAUGCCCCAGGGUGGAAACAUGUCAUCUUCCAUGAUGGCACCAGGUCCCAAUUCAGACCUGCAGCCCAGGACUCCUCGCCCUGCUUCACAGUCAGAUGCAAUGGAUCCACUCCUCUCUGGGCUCCAUAUACAACAGCAGAGUCAUCCCUCAGGAUCUUUAGCGCCUCCACACCCAUUGCAGCCUGUGUCUGUGAACAGACAGAUGAACCCAGCUAAUUUUCCCCAGCUGCAGCAGCAGCAGCACCAACAACAACAGUUGCAGGCAAGACCCCCACAGCAACAUCAGCAGCAACAGCCACAGGGAAUUCGACCCCAGUUUACUGCCCCAACUCAGGUGCCUGUUCCUCCAGGCUGGAACCAGCUGCCUUCUGGAGCCCUUCAGCCUCCUCCAGCCCAGGGUUCUCUGGGCACAAUGACUGCAAACCAAGGGUGGAAGAAGGCUCCCUUGCCUGGUCCAAUGCAACAGCAACUUCAGGCAAGACCAUCCUUAGCCACGGUACAGACACCUUCCCAUCCUCCCCCUCCAUAUCCCUUUGGCAGCCAGCAAGCCUCACAAACCCAUACAAACUUUCCUCAGAUGAGCAAUCCAGGCCAGUUCACAGCUCCUCAGAUGAAGAGCAUGCAGGGAGGGCACUCCAGGAUUCCAACCCCCCUGCAGCAGCCCCACCUCACCAACAAGUCUCCUGCCUCCUCACCCUCCCCCUUCCAGCAGGGAUCCCCUGCAUCUUCCCCAACGGUUAACCAAACUCAGCAGCAGAUAGGACCAAGGCCACCUCAGAAUAACCCACUUCCCCAGGGAUUUCAACAGCCUGUCAGCUCUCCUGGUCGGAAUCCUAUGGUUCAACAGGGAAACGUGCUACCUAACUUCAUGGUGAUGCAGCAGCAACCACCAAAUCAGGGGCCACAGAGUUUACAUCCAGGCCUAGGAGGAAUGCCUAAACGCCUCCCACCUGGCUUCUCAGCAGGACAGGCCAAUCCGAACUUUAUGCAAGGUCAGGUGCCUUCGACCACAACAGCCACCCCUGGGAGUUCAGGAGCCCCUCAGCUGCAAGCAAAUCAAAAUGUCCAGCAUGCAGGUGGUCAAGAAGCUGGUCCUCCUCAAAACCAGAUGCAGGUGUCCCACGGGCCACCAAACAUGAUGCAGCCCAGCCUCAUGGGAAUUCAUGGCAACAUGAACAACCAGCAGACUGGUAGUUCUGGGGUUCCUCAGGUGAACCUGGACAUACAAGGCCAGCCUCAGCAGGGCCCACCAUCUCAGCUGAUGAGCAUGCACCAGCAGAUCGUGCCCUCCCAGGGCCAGAUGGUCCAGCAACAAGGAAGCUUGAACCCUCAGAACCCUAUGAUCCUUUCAAGAACUCCGCUUAUGCCACAGGGCCAGAUGAUGGUGAACCCUCAGAGCCAAAAUCUUGGGCCCUCACCCCAAAGGAUGACCCCACCCAAGCAGAUGCUUCCCCAGCAGGGCCCACAAAUGAUGGCGCCACAUAACCAGAUGAUGGGGACUCAGGGGCAAGUUUUGCUCCAGCAGAACCCAAUGAUAGAGCAGAUCAUGACCAAUCAGAUGCAGGGGAAUAAA
This is a messenger RNA of Myotis daubentonii (Daubenton's bat), 2337 nucleotides long. RefSeq names its product nuclear receptor coactivator 6-like. NCBI's taxonomy places the organism in Eukaryota, Metazoa, Chordata, Mammalia, Chiroptera, Vespertilionidae. The record is from RefSeq and is a predicted model, not a curated record.